Fonsecaea monophora is the source of this 948-nucleotide messenger RNA. RefSeq lists its product as hypothetical. Gene Ontology annotation, biological process: double-strand break repair. Lineage: Eukaryota; Fungi; Ascomycota; Eurotiomycetes; Chaetothyriales; Herpotrichiellaceae. Gene Ontology annotation, molecular function: single-stranded DNA binding; 5'-tyrosyl-DNA phosphodiesterase activity. Gene Ontology annotation, cellular component: PML body; cytoplasm. Bases 1 to 948 code for a protein of 315 amino acids. The transcript is spliced from 2 exons. The record is from RefSeq and is a predicted model, not a curated record.
AUGGACCCCAAAUUCAAGAGGAUCAUCGAGCUCAUCGAGUCGAAGAAGAAAUCGUCGCAUCCUUGGACACGACAGCAAAGAUUCGACCAGCCCUACUUCUCCUUCUCGCCUGAGACUUCCUCAUGGCAGCAGGUCACUCCGUCCAAGACGGCUUCAGGGGUGACAGGCUUGAGCAGAUUCAUGCUCUUGUCGUGGAACAUCGACUUUAUGCUGCCUUUCGCGGAUGAGCGCAUGCAGGCUGCUCUCAAGCACCUGCAAUCUCAUGUGGAGGACGCCCCACUGCCCAGCAUCAUCAUGUUACAAGAGAUGCUUGAAACCGAUCUGGCACUACUUCAAACCCAGCCGUGGAUUAGAGCCAACUACAACAUAACCGAUAUAGACAACAAGUACUGGGAAUCCGGGUACUAUGGUACCUGCACGCUCGUUCCAAAGGUCUUGCCCAUCGCUUCCGUCUUCCGUGUCCAUUACGAGCAGACCGCCAUGGAGAGGGACGGGUUGUUCGUCGAUGUGACGUUUGCCAACGCCCAGAUCAUCCGCAUCUGCAAUACACAUCUAGAGUCGUUGAUUGCGGAUCCACCGAAACGACCCCACCAGCUAGCAACGGCUGCCAAAUGGAUGCAUGACCCAGAGGUAAGCGGCAGUGUGCUCGGCGGAGAUCUCAACGCCAUCCAGGACUUCGACAAGACACUCCAUUCGGACAACAACCUCCAGGAUGCAUACCUGACACUUGGCGGAAAGGAGGAUACCGACCAAGGAUAUACUUGGGGCCAGAUGGCUCCGACUAAACUGAGGAACAUGUUUGGCUGCAGUCGAAUGGACAAAUUGUUCUUCUGUGGAAAGCUGAGAUGCGAGAAAUUCGAGCGCAUCGGUAUGGGGGUCGAAGCCGAAGAAGAAAAUGUCAGGAAGGCUUUGAUCGACGAAGAAGGAAUGGAGGCGGGCUGGCUCUAA